Messenger RNA from Nezara viridula (southern green stink bug), 1009 nucleotides. NCBI's taxonomy places the organism in Eukaryota, Metazoa, Arthropoda, Insecta, Hemiptera, Pentatomidae. The record is from the annotation of a GenBank genome assembly.
GAUGGAUUGGGUUUAUAAGAAGCUGUGGAUUAUUAAAGAAAAUCUUCUGAAUACAUUUGCCACCUCAUUUGUUCUUGGAAUGUUUUAUUUUGGUCCACUUGUAUCCGUUUUAAUUACGACGUCCCUGGUGUUAUCACCGCUUUCACCGUUAUUGCCGUUUUAUUUAAUUUGGAUGUAUCUCGAUAGAAAGACUCCUUUUAGGAAAGGCAGGAGGAUGGGAUUGCUGAGAUCUGCUAAGUUGCACCAACGUUUCAGAGACUACUUUCCAAUGAGCCUCAUCAAAACAGCUGACAUCCCACCAACCAAAAACUAUAUUUUCUGCUGCUUCCCUCAUGGAAUCCUCGGUGUUGGAGUGCACGGAGAAUUUUCUGGAGAAAAUCCUCAAUUCCAAAAACUUUUCCCAGGAAUAAACCCGUUAUGCCAUACUUUGGAUUCUAAUUUCUACUACCCUUUCUCCAGAGAAUAUGUGAUAUCAAUGGGAUACCGAUCGGUCUCCAAGGAAGCAUUGUUGAAUAACUUGACGAAAGGUCCAGGAAAUGCCUCAGUUAUAGUAGUCGGAGGAUCAGCUGAAGCUAUGCACUGUAAAACUGGAGAGCAUAGAGUUAUUUUACGCAACAGGAAAGGAUUCGUUAAACUGGCCAUCACUUGUGGAGCUGAUCUUGUGCCUAUCUAUGCUUUUGGAGAGAACGACCUGUACCACCACUAUAUGUUUCCUGAGGACAGCAUUAUUUACAAAAUCCAACAAGCCGUAAGAUCAUUCACUGGUGUAGCUCCUACUCUGGUCAGUGGAAGAGGCCUCUUUCAAAGCAUUUUUGGUCUACUCCCUUAUAAAAGGCCAUUGCAUAUUGUAGUUGGAAAACCCAUUUCUGUUGAAAAGAAAGAAAAUCCAACUAAUGAGGAAAUCUCAGCGCUUCACAUGACAUUUACACAAGAACUAGUUAAUCUUUUUGAUAACUACAAAUACAAAUAUUUACCAAAGCCUGAUUCAGUAUUCUUAGAAGUCGAAUAG